Messenger RNA from Raphanus sativus (radish), 2459 nucleotides. RefSeq lists its product as uncharacterized. Lineage: Eukaryota; Viridiplantae; Streptophyta; Magnoliopsida; Brassicales; Brassicaceae. Bases 853 to 2400 code for a protein of 515 amino acids. The transcript is spliced from 2 exons. The record is from RefSeq and is a predicted model, not a curated record.
AAAGAGAAUAAAGGAAACCCUAAUCUGGCCGCAAGUCUGUCUGUCUAUGUGGUGAUACCCUUCUUUCCUGUCCUCAACUCCUUAUAUAGUCUCCUAGGUCGGUUGGUUUUGACCUAAUUCGUCCCCUUCGUUAUGGGCCUUUUGGCUUAAAGGCCCAGUCGAGAUGACUGCUCGGCCCGAGCCGCCUGAUCGUUUCCAUCGGCUUCUCGUCCUUCAGCUAUAGAGGUCACGAGCCGAGUCGCGGCUCGUCAGAAGCCGUCCCCGAGCCGGUCAUCCUUUGAAUGGUAGUAAUGGGCCUCCUAUUCGCUGGGCCUUGUGGAUGGUGACAAUCCAUCCCCAACAGUAAGUCUCCCCCUAGUUCGUUGUCGAGCAGCUGGUCGCAGCGAAUUAGUUAGUUAGGGCUCGAAGAAUAGGAGGUUUGAUAGUCGGUUCCUUUGAUUUAACCGAGGAACCGCCGGCGGAAAGAGUUCCGGAUGUUCCCAAACGAACAACCGACCUAUCGUACGCUCGAUGCCUCAGAUGAACUCCUCUAAACCGAUGAAUCGACUGUGCCGGUUUUGAUGUGACAGCGAACCAUCACCGGUUUUCGAUCGAGAAGCCGAAACGUCGCUAGGGUUUUUGUCGGGAAUCCGAAAAGUCACGUCUGAGUGUGACGCGCGAGCCCGCCGACAGGCCCAAUUAGGCCCGCUUAGGGCUAAUGAUGGCACCUCGUGGGAGGUGCCUUCACUCUCUCUAUAAAUAAGAGGUCUCUCUCGAGAUCUCUCUCAUUCUUCUCUCAGUUUAUCAGGUACUUUCUCUCUCUGCUCCUUAUCUCUCUAGCUUUUGCUCUCUGUUUUAGUUCCUCUACUCGAUAUGUCGACGAGCAAACAACUUUCUCGAGAACAAAAGGGAAAGAUGAUUUCGAGCACCACUGGUCCCGAUAGCGAUCUGGAGAGGGUUCGCGGAUCCGGCGAUAGUGUAGAGGAGGCUCAUCGCGAGGCGAUGAUGGAUACCGAGAACAUGACCCGAGAGCAGCGUAUGCUCGUCUCGGUAGCGAUGGUUCAAUCUCGCGCAGACGAUGACGGAGGCGACGGCUCUCCUGACGACGGGAUGACUCCCUACUGCUUCUACCCGGGAAAUAUUUUCGAGGAGCAGCGCCGACUCGAUCCGUCGCGAGCUCGUCCCCCUGUAGUUGAGGGGCAAGACUGGAGGAACGUUUUACCGACGCGAUCCACAUUCGAGUCGGUGACAAAGCUGCUGAAGAGAAGCAAGGCGACCGGGGUUACAUUCAUAAUCCCGUCAAAGACCCAAAGGCCGUGGUCCCCCCCGAAGGGGUAUCAGUGCGUAUACGAGUCGUACUUUGAAAAGGACACGAAACUAUGGUUUCCGAUUCCUCGACUCGUCACCGCCUACACGAUGCGCCGAGGACUCGCUUUGAGCCAAUUCUUGAAUGGUGCUUGGCGUCUAGCAGUUGCGCUGAUGGUGAUUGGGGCGGAAGCUGGCGCUGCUCUCAGCGUCCGAGCAUUUGAGGAGCUGGUCUCGGUGAAGAUUAAUCGGGGCCUGUUAUCACUGAAGAUACGCCCGAACUAUAAUGUGGUAACGGGCUAUCCGACCAAGACGAACGAUUGGCAGCGAUCGUACUUCUAUGUUAAGUCCGAUCGCUCGGCUUUCGAGGAGCCGCUGAAGACCGGUUACCGUGUUCUUUGGAACAAUGAAUUUGGUAUUGAAUGUUCUUUAAUCUUUUACUGUUUCAGACUCCUGACCAUCUCUUUUUCUCUUGUUUUGACAGUUCCUCACUCGAAUACCGCGGAGUACGAGGAAGAUUUCUUGGAGAGUGCUCGGAUUAUCGCGUCCCAGAAACAGGAUUUUUGGGAGAACUUCUCGUACAGGAGGAUUCGUAGGUCGAUUGAUCGGAUCAAGCAGCAGGUUUGGCGUUCGGACACCGUUCCUCUCAUCACCAAGAAGUCGAAGAGAAUCAACUUGUUCACCAAAGCCGAGCAGAUUGAAAUUAACCGAGCCAGAGCUAUGAGGGAAUUGUCGGAUCUAAGUUUGGUGGUUGGGAAACAACUCGGGUUCGUGGAACCGGACCAAAGCUCUAACGCAAACUCCUCUGAUCCCGGGGAGCCGAGAGCGGCUGAGUCGGAUGGGGCUCAGCUCGUGAGAAAGUCGGGGAGCAAGAGGAAGGAGAGGGAAGACGUUUCUUCCGAGGAGAAGCAAGCCGAGGAGACUUCCACCGGUGGGGGCGCCGGAUCGGAGAAGAAGCGGGCGCGCAAGGAUCCCGUUGAGGUUCGGCCUUCCUCUGUGGAGAGAGGGAGCUCCAGGCCUUGGAGCCUAGCAACAAUUCUCGAGACGACGUUCUCCCGGAUCCGUCUCUCGAUGGUGGUCAGGCGGAUGAUCACAAGGGGACUUCUUCUAAGGUGAAGAAGAAGUCGAAAAAGAAUAAUAAGAAGAGUGCCGGCGAAUCCUCGGGGCAUGAGGUA